AAACAAAUCUUAAACAAAUUAUAAAAGCAAUUCAAUUUAGAUUUAAAAGAAUGUUAAAGAAACAUAAAAAAGUUAACCAUUCUAAUGAAAAUAAUAUUAAUAAUAGUUCUAGUGUUAGUAGCUCUAAUCAUGAAUCAAUUAGUAAUAUAGAUUCAAUUGUUAAAGAAAAUUAA
Messenger RNA from Dentiscutata erythropus, 173 nucleotides. NCBI's taxonomy places the organism in Eukaryota, Fungi, Glomeromycota, Glomeromycetes, Diversisporales, Gigasporaceae. The record is from the annotation of a GenBank genome assembly.